Messenger RNA from Saprolegnia parasitica CBS 223.65, 1676 nucleotides. Its product is annotated as N2,N2-dimethylguanosine tRNA methyltransferase. The record is from RefSeq and is a predicted model, not a curated record. Gene Ontology annotation, cellular component: nucleus. Gene Ontology annotation, molecular function: RNA binding. Bases 59 to 1633 code for a protein of 524 amino acids. Gene Ontology annotation, biological process: tRNA N2-guanine methylation. The transcript is spliced from 10 exons. NCBI's taxonomy places the organism in Eukaryota, Oomycota, Saprolegniomycetes, Saprolegniales, Saprolegniaceae.
GUUACAUCGGCUUUUCCCACGCCAUCGCCCGCUCUCCCGGACGACCUGCCGCCGCAGCAUGAGCACUGACGCUACGAAGACGCCGACGCCGAUGGCCGACGGCGAGAUCAUCAAGGAAGGCCGCGCCAAGAUCAUUUUCCCCAAGGGUAACCAGGUCUUCUACAACAAGGUGCAAGUGCUCAACCGCGACCUCUCGAUCGCGGUCAUCAACCAGUUUGCGCACGAGCGCGCCCGCGAGGCGAUCCUCAAGCAGCGCAAGCGCGAGAAGAACGAGGACCUGCCGACCGACGACGAGGUCAAGGCGCAUGUGCUCGCGCACGCGGAGACGAGCGGCCUCAAGAUCUUUGAAGCGCUCUCGGCCAGUGGUCUGCGCUCGAUCCGCUACUGGCAAGAGAUUGCUGGCGUCAAGUCGAUCCUUGUCAACGACCUCGACCCGGCGGCUGUCAUCUCGAUCAAGCGCAACAUUGAGUUUAACGGCUUGACGACCGACAAGCUCAUCCCGAACGAAGACGACGCAACGUCCGUCAUGUACCGCCACCGCAAGGAAGCCGACAACUUUGACGUGAUCGACCUCGAUCCGUACGGCUCGGCGUCCAUCUUCCUCGACGGCGCCGUGCAGGCGAUUGCGAACGGCGGUCUUCUCUGCGUCACGUGCACCGACAUGCCCGUGCUCUCGGGCAAGGACCCGGACGUGUGCUUCCACCGCUACGGCAGCGUCCCGUACAAGUCCAACUACCUCCACGAGAACGCGCUCCGCAUGGUCUUGCACUCGAUCGAGUCGGCGGCCAUCCGGUACCAAAAGCACAUUGUGCCGAUCGUCUCGUGCAGCAUCGACUUUUACGUCCGCGUCUUUGUCCGCGUCUACAAGUCGCCCGUGAACGUCAAGGCGUCCAUGACCAAGCUGUCGUACGUCUACCAAUGCACGGGCUGCGACAGCUUCCACAUGCAGCCGCUCGGCAAGUUCAACGGCAAGACGUACCACGCAUCGUUCGUCGAGCCCGAGCGCGCGCUCUGUGACCAGUGCGGCAAGAAAUUCAAGAUGUCGGGUCCCAUCUGGUCCAACCCGCUCCACGACCGCGACUUGGUGCUCAAGAUCCGCGAGAACGUCAUCAAGGAGGGUGUCGCCAAGUACCCGACCAAGGACCGUCUGCACGGGCUACUCACGUCCGUCUCGGAAGAGGUGGUCGACGCGCCGUUGUUUUACACGCUCCAUGGGAUUUGCAAGACGCUCCACUGCGGCCAGCCGCGCAUGGACCAAAUGCAAUCGGCCAUUCUCAACGCCGGCUACAAGGUGUCGCAGUCGCACAAGGUGCCGGAAGCCAUCAAGACGGACGCGCCCAACGAUGUCAUCUGGGACAUUAUGCGCUGCUGGGUCAAGAAGCACCCGAUCUCGAAAAAGCACGAGUCGGAGAAGGACGCGGGCACGCAGAUCCUCGCCAAGGAGCCCAAGCACGAAGCGGUCUUUACGGGGAAGCGUCCGUCGGCGGGCAAGGAGAAGGCGCUUCGUUUUCCCAAGAACCCGGAAGCGUACUGGGGCCCGAAGAGCCGUGCGCGUGGCCUUGCCGGCGCCGAGUUGGCGCGCGUUGUCGAAGGCGAGCCCGAAGGCAAGAAGCCCAAGUUGGACGACCAAUAAAUAGACCGCACUGCACAAUUCAAUCGAUCGUUGAUGGUAUGGA